Molecule: messenger RNA, 1579 nt
Organism: Echinops telfairi (small Madagascar hedgehog)
Lineage: Eukaryota; Metazoa; Chordata; Mammalia; Afrosoricida; Tenrecidae
Gene: EPDR1
Product: ependymin related 1
Exons: 3
Coding region: 233-931 (232 amino acids)
Biological process (GO): cell-matrix adhesion
Cellular component (GO): extracellular region; lysosome
Molecular function (GO): calcium ion binding
Source: RefSeq, a predicted model, not a curated record
GUACACACAGAAGCUAUUGCAGGCAGCAGCCAAGGCAGAAAUAGCUUCCAGGCGAUUCAGUGGAGCUUCCCGAACUGCAGUCCCGGCAGGCGCUGGGCCUCGGGUGUCCUGAUCCCCAUAGCUGCCAGGGCACCGCUGGCACCGGAAUCCACUGGGCCCAAACUGUGCGGUGAGCCCAGGGCGGAGGCCACCCAAGCCGGGGCUUCAUUAGGGUUCCAAGAGCGAGCCCAAGAUGCGAGCUGACACUGGCCUCUGCGUGGCCCGGGGGUCCCUGGCGGCCUGGCUGCUGGGUGGCCUCUGGAUCUGGACGCUCGGCGGCCUUGGCCAGCUGGGGGCGGCAUGGCCUGGAGCCGGGGGCUCCCCAGGAGUGCCGCAGCCUUGUCAGGCGCCACAGCAGUGGGAGGGGCGCCAGGUGCUGUACAUGCAGAGCAGCGGCCGCAACAACCGUGCGCUGGUCUCCUACGAUGCGCUCAACCAGCGGGUCAGGGUGCUGGACGAGAGGAAGGCGCUCAUCCCCUGCAAGAGAUUAUUUGAAUACAUUCUCCUCUAUAAGGAUGGGGUGAUGUUUCAGAUUGAACAAGCUACCAAGCAAUGCUCAAAGAUUGCCUUGACCAACCCCUGGGAUCCUCUUGACAUUCCGCAGAACUCCACCUUUGAAGAUCAGUAUUCCAUAGGCGGACCCCAGGAGCAGAUAAUGGUCCAAGAGUGGUCGAAUCGGAAAUCAGCAAGAGCAUAUGAAACCUGGAUUGGCAUUUAUACUGCCAAGGAUUGUUACCCUGUGCAGGAAACCUUUACCCAAAACUACAGUGUGAUAUUGUCCACGAGAUUCUUCGACAUACAGCUGGGAAUUAAAGAUCCGACCAUAUUUACGCCACCAAGCACCUGCCAGACGGCCCAGCCAGAGAGGAUGAGUGAGGACUGCUCCCCGUGACUGGUGCUCACAGAAGCAACAGCAUCAGGGGCACCCAUGGUGAUCUGAGCCGGACAGUGAUCUGAGACUUGAGGAGAUGUGGAUCAUCACUGGAAAGAAAUAAGAAUAAUUUUAGGGGGUUGGAUAUUUUAGGGUUCUUGUAUGUAUGAUUUUGACUACUCCAACUCUACUACAAAAUGAAAUUGGUGAACCUAUACUAGUAUGUAGUGAGUAAAUUGUUGGUAUAGAUACUUUUGAUGUAUGGAAAGCCAAUGCAUUUUGUUUUAUAUGCGUGUGCAGGUAUAUAGUAAAAGCAAUGAUAUUCAAAAGGAGUGAAAGAUCAUGGUGUCUUACUACGAAGGGGUUUUCCAUUAUCAGAAUUGCUGAGAACUGGUGGCAUAUGAUGAUAAUAAAAGCAUAAUUCUCCAGUUUUUAUGUUAAAAUUCUUUACAGGUAGACACACAAAAUGAACAUGUUGCCGACAAGGCAAUUCGAACUCAAGGCAACCCCAGGUGUGUCAGAGGAGACUCCUCAGAGGGCAAAGUCUUAGGGAAUGAUUCCUUUGUUGAACGCAGAUCUCCAGCCCUUUCUCCUGCAAUUCCUCUAGUUGGCCUCAUACCUCCAUCUUUUAGCGUCUAGACUCAUUAACGCUUGAUUAACCAUGCUACA